AUGACUACUCCCCCACACCCAUCCAACAUGAAAGCCUGGCUCUAUAACAGCACGACUGGUGGCCUUGAAAAGAACCUAAACCUAGAGCCCAGCGCCCGUGCCCCGCCCGCGCCCCGCGGCUCCCAAGUCCUCAUCCAAGUCCUCACCGCAUCCCUCAAUCCAGCCGACUUCAAAGUCCCAGAAAUGGGCAUGGCAGCCCACCUUGUCAUCGGCCUGCCCGCAUCACCGGGGAUGGAUUUCGCCGGACGCGUAGUCACGACCGGGCCUGGCGCCACCCAUCUCCGCCCCGGCCAGCUCGUCUACGGCUGCCACAGCCGGCCGACGAGGUUCGGGUCCUUGGCAGAGUAUCUGACCAUCGACGUGGGGUGCGUCGUGCCGGUCCCCGAGGGCGUGGAGCUCGACCAGGCCGCGGGGCUGGGGAUCGCGGCGCAGUCUGCGUACCAGGCGCUGGUGGGGUACGUGAAAGAGGGCGAUAAAGUGUUUGUGAACGGGGGCUCGGGCGGAUGCGGGCUCUUCGCGAUCCAGAUUGCAAAGGCACUUGGGUGCCAUGUGACGGUUACGUGCUCAACACGGAAUGUCGAGCUGUGCCGCGGGCUUGGAGCGGACGAGGUUAUUGAUUAUACGGCUGUGGAUGAUUUGGUCGGGGUGCUUUGUGACGGCGGCACGGUUUAUGAUCAUGUGCUGGAUCAUAUUGGGUCUCCUUCGGAGCUGUACUUCCAGAGUCAUCAAUUUUUGAAGGCUGAGGGGGUGUUUGUGCAGGUUGGGGCAUCGGCGUUUACGACGUUUGCUGGACGGGUUGCUUGGCCGUCGCUUUUGGGGGGUGGGAAGAGGAGGUAUAAGAUCUUUUUCUUUGCGAAUACCCAGCAGCAUCUGGUUGCGCUUGGGGAUAUGCUGAAGACGGGAUCUUUGAAGACGCACGUCGAUACUAAGUACGAGUUUGAAGAUGCGAGGCAGGCAUUUGAGAAACUUCGCUCUGGGCGGGCCCGGGGGAAGAUCUUGGUUCAGGUUGCUAAGGCUUGA
Messenger RNA from Penicillium chermesinum, 1020 nucleotides. Its product is annotated as NAD(P)-dependent alcohol dehydrogenase. The record is from RefSeq and is a predicted model, not a curated record. The transcript has a single exon. The coding region runs from base 1 to 1020 and encodes 339 amino acids. Gene Ontology annotation, molecular function: oxidoreductase activity. NCBI's taxonomy places the organism in Eukaryota, Fungi, Ascomycota, Eurotiomycetes, Eurotiales, Aspergillaceae.